Molecule: messenger RNA, 1143 nt
Organism: Exophiala aquamarina CBS 119918
Lineage: Eukaryota; Fungi; Ascomycota; Eurotiomycetes; Chaetothyriales; Herpotrichiellaceae
Exons: 2
Coding region: 1-1143 (380 amino acids)
Source: RefSeq, a predicted model, not a curated record
AUGACUUUCAAGCUCAUCAUCCCUAUAGUUCUGUUGUUUAGUACAAGGCUUGUAUUUGGAAUCUGUCCACCAUUUUCUGGAUCUUUCUUUAUUGAACAGCAAGGCCUGUAUCCUGAGGGUGCUGACUGGGAUCCCAAUACUUGCACACUAUAUCUUGGUUACGAAAGAUCUUUGUUCAAUUGUUCAGUCAUAGCAUACAAUCCGUACAACAAGACAUCGGAAAUUAUCAACAUCCCAGGUAUCUCACAUCCUGGAAGUGACAAUUACACCGAGUACCAUCUCAAUGGCAUCGAAUAUAACCCGAAAACCGGUCACAUACUGGUCUCGGUCUCGUCCGCAGAGUCAUUCGUGAGUGUAAUAGCUCCAGGCCCAGACAAUACAAUUGCUGUCAAUUAUUCGAACGCGAACUACACUGGACCCAACCACCUUCUCGUGUAUGACCCAAAAUCCAAGCGGGUGAUUGCAGAUCUGAGUCUCGACGUGGCUCAGGCCGAAUAUGAGGCAGCCACUGGUAAUUUAACCAAUGGAUUUCAAGAUGUGGCCGCCGUCAAUACAACUGGAGAUUCCUAUCUCAUUGGGACCUUUGGAAAUUCGAUCGUUAAGCUCAUUCGCGACACAACCAUCCCGCAUGUCUGGUAUGCGCCCAGGAACUACAGUUACCAGUAUGGUUUCGGCGGUAUCGCGUCUCUGGGUGACAAGCUUAUUGUGUCUGAUGCCAUCUCAGGUGGUUUCGUGACGUUUGAUACUCGAGAGACGGAGCCUCAGCCAACCUAUGUGAAACUUCAAGACUUGCCAUCCAACUAUAGACCACUCAACGCGGAUGGGGUCUACCUGCCUAAGCGGUAUGAUGGCAAGGUUGUUCUGUGGUCCGAUGACUACAAUGGAACUUCUGUCUACGGGAGUGACAACGAUUGGGCCACCGCUCAUUUCAUAGGUCUCAUCGUCAACGAUGAUCCGGGCCGAAUUCAGGGUUCGAUGACCACUGCCUGCUUCGAAAUCAAUGAUAGAGUCUAUGUGCUCAAUCAAAUAUUCCAAUUCGCGCUCCCUGUCAAACCGCGGAAGAACUUUCCCUUUUUUGAUAUAACCGUGCAACUGGAUGCUCUCGUUGCGAACAGCUUCCUAGCAAACUCGACAAAGCCAUGA